UGUAGCAGCUUAUUUGGUGUGUGCACGGUGGCCGCGAAACGGCCCGGAAGUGACCGCGAAUCGUCUGACGGCGAAACGUCCAGUGGUCCGACGGUGCCGACUUACUUCCGGGUUGGCACACAUUGCCAGAUGACUGUGCAAAAGUGAUGCUGCACACCUGACGCUGUACACCUGACGCUGCACAUCUGACGCCGUACACCUGACGCCGCACACCUGACGUACCUUCUGUGAGUUCAGUUGUAAGCCGGUCGACGAGGCAUAACAUUACCUACUCUGUAACCCUCGCAAGACCAUGGACCCGGCCGUACCCGUCCCCCUGGCCCCUCCCCUGCUGUCCAGCCUGGCCGACUCUGCUAAGGACUGGGCCAUCCUCCACGGCGUCGCCAUGAGAACCAAGGAGCAGCCGGAGUCUUCAGAUGUCGUCAACUUUGCACCUUUCCUGCUGCUGCCAUCACCUGUACCCAGAGUGCUGUUUGACCAGGCGAAGGCGGUGCAGCGAGACUUUAACCUGCUGGUCCACCGGCUCAGCCAGGACCGAAACUUCCUCACCACCUGCCUCAAAAGUACUGUCCAGGUAGACAAGUUCACCUAUCGGCUGUUCGACAUCUACAGGCAGGUGCAGCAGGAGGGCGUGGCUCAGCCUGUUUGCCUGGGGCUGCACAGGUCAGAUUACAUGCUCGACUCUCCCAGUGGGUCCAGCCAGGAAAACGGGGAACCUGUUGCCAAGCAACCGCGCCUGGACACGCCCGACAACGGUAGCCAUGGGAACGGAGAACCACGGCUGGACCAGCUGCAGCUGAAACAGAUUGAGAUCAACUGUAUUGCCUCGAGUUUCGGGGGUCUGGGGACACAGAUGCCAGACUUACACAGGCAUGUUUUACGACUCUGCGAGGUUUCCAGGUUCACCACCGACCGGCAUUUGCCACAGAACCGGGCAGUGUGGAGUUUAGCAGAGGGCCUGGCAGCAGCCUGGGAGCUGUACGGGGAACGCAGUGCCAUCAUCGUGUUUGUAGUCCAGGAGGAGAACAGGAACGCGAUGGACCAGCGCUGGCUGGAGUUCGCCGCCAUGGACAGGAACCCCAGCAUCAGGGUCAGACGUUACACACUGACAGAGAUCCACCACAAGGGAGAACUCAGGCCUGAUAAAACACUACUCGUAGAUGGUCUGGAGGUGGCAGUGGCAUACUUCAGGGCAGGAUACGUUCCACCAGACUACCCCACUGAACAUGAGUGGAGGGCCCGAUUGCAGAUAGAGCAGUCCAAAGCCAUCAAGUGCCCGUGCAUUUCCUACCAUCUCGCAGGCACUAAGAAAGUGCAACAGGAGCUAGCCCAGCCGGGGGUGUUGGAGCGGUUUUUAGAGGACCCUGCGGCAGUGGAGAGAGUCAGGGCGACAUUUGCAGGGCAGUACACACUAGAACUGGGAGCCCAGGGAGACCAGACGGUGCAGAUGGUGAUGUCGGACCCCGGAAGGUUCGUGAUGAAGCCACAGAGAGAGGGCGGAGGCCACAACAUCUUUGGUGAGGACAUCCCGGCAGCUCUGCGCGGCAUGAAGGACCCGCAGCAGAGGACAGCGUACGUGGUCAUGGACCGGAUACGCCCGGCGGUGGUCAAUUACCUGGUACGGCCGGGCAGCGAGCCGCAGCUGACCGAGGCCGUCAGCGAACUGGGCAUAUUUGGGGUGUUCAUCGGGAAGGGGGGUGAAGUUGUUCUGAACCGGGAGGGCGGACAUCUUCUCCGGACCAAACCAUCCUCAACAGAAGACGGGGGUGUUGCUGCUGGCAAUGCCCUGUUGGACAGCCCAUACCUCAUCUAACACAUACCAGUUCUGAACCUGACCUCCCCUCCACCCUAGUGGUUUCUCCUGACUCGUCAGUCCCAAUAAGGCUUCAUCGCCUAUUUCUCAGAUGUACUUCUCAGAGUCAGACUUGCUUCUAGACUAACUAGGCAUAGAAAAAAUAGUUGUUUCCUUGU
Messenger RNA from Branchiostoma belcheri (Belcher's lancelet), 1971 nucleotides. Its product is annotated as glutathione synthetase-like. Lineage: Eukaryota; Metazoa; Chordata; Leptocardii; Amphioxiformes; Branchiostomatidae. The record is from RefSeq and is a predicted model, not a curated record. Gene Ontology annotation, molecular function: glutathione binding; glutathione synthase activity; ATP binding. Gene Ontology annotation, biological process: glutathione biosynthetic process. Gene Ontology annotation, cellular component: cytosol.